UUUGGAAAGGAGAGCAGAGCGGGUCGCGCUUCCUAGCUGCUGCGCAUCUGUUCCGUGUUCUGCGUGGUUUCUAAACUGCCUGAAUUUUUCUCGGAGACUCUCUACUUCCCACAGCUGAAAAUUAGCAAAAAAUCUUGACAGGACGUUGUGCAAGUCCGUUGCAGACAACUUGAAUUUUAUUGAUUUUAAUUGGAGCCUUUUGUAGCGGGUAGCAUGUACAGCUCCUGUGAACCAAUGCAUCCUUUUCCGAUGAAGCCGCCCGUUUGGGAGUCGCCCGUUUUUAGAGAAUCCUUGCAAUCUUGGAUGGGCGCAUUCCAUAAUGACCACAUCCCGCAGCACAGCCAGUUUUUCUACGAAGAGCGUCUUUGUCAAACUGGUCCUCAGCAACCCCCAACACAACACGUCCCACCCAUGCAGUUCAGAAGGCCACUCACCCCAAAAAGGCCUAAGCCCAUCGGACUGCUCCGGCAAAAUUUCAAGAGGAAACUUUCCAAGAUCAACCAGAAGAAGAAAAGUUUCAUUCGAAGUUUGGUGAAAUGUACCACUUCCGUCUUCACAAAAGUCAAAGAAGCCCCGGUCAAAGAAAACACCGAAAACCUCAACUUCCUGCAGGCCUACCCUACAAAGAGCUUUUCGAACGCAGAGUUGCAGAGUUUGCUACCUGAAGACUGGUCCAGGGUGUGUGUGGAGGAAUUCAAUGAGUUUGAGGUCAUUCGGCGAGAGGUCAACAUGGAGCACCAGUCCUUCGAAAGAAUCCACAGGGCCUUCGAAGGUCGGGUGCAGAUGAUCGAGAAAGUCGAGAACCCAUACCUGUGGCUCAUUUACCAGCUGAAGAGGAUGGACUGUGAGAAGAUGCACAACAGCGCCGAGCAUUUCCUUUUUCACGGCACCAGCGGCAAAAACGUCUACAGCAUCAUCAAGAACAACUUCAACUACCGCCUGGCCGGGUCAAGUGUGGGUCACCGCUCUGGCAAGGGCGUCUAUUUCACGUACAGCGCCCACUUCAGCGAGCUGUACGCCCGGAACGGAGGACGCUGCGUCCUUCUGACCAAGACGCUGGUGGGCCGCAUGUCGGUGGGCUCGGAGGACACGGAACUGCCCGAGCCAGCCUGCGACACCACCACAAACGGACGCUCCAUAAUCGUUAAGUACCACGACAACGAGUUUUACCCGGUCCUCCUCAUUCACUUGACACCACAAAACAAGUUUAAAAGCUAAUUAUUGAUGGACUAACUAUGAAUAAUUAUUUAAGUGAUCGACUGAAAGUGGAA
Neocloeon triangulifer is the source of this 1271-nucleotide messenger RNA. RefSeq names its product protein mono-ADP-ribosyltransferase PARP14-like. The transcript has 3 exons. Gene Ontology annotation, molecular function: NAD+ poly-ADP-ribosyltransferase activity. Lineage: Eukaryota; Metazoa; Arthropoda; Insecta; Ephemeroptera; Baetidae. The record is from RefSeq and is a predicted model, not a curated record. The coding region runs from base 214 to 1218 and encodes 334 amino acids.